AUGCAUUUCCCAAUCCUUCUUCCGAUUCUUGCCCUGCCCGCGGCUUUCGGCCAGCUCAACAAACUGGCCAAAGCCAAGGGCCUGAAGUACUUUGGCUCAGCUACAGACAAUCACGAACUGACAGACACUCAAUACGUCGCAAUUCUCUCCGACACCAAUGAGUUCGGCCAGAUCACCGCGGGGAACGCCCAGAAGUGGAGUUACACAGAGCCGACUCAGGGAAGCUUCAGUUGGACCCAAGGAGAUGUCAUUUCGAACCUGGCCAAAAGCAAUGGACAGCUCUUGCGAUGUCAUACGCUGGUGUGGCAUUCUCAACUUCCGGGUUGGGUCACUUCUGGGACGUGGACGAAUGCGACCCUCAUCGCUGCAAUGAAGAACCACAUCGCCAACGAAGUCACUCAUUACAAAGGGCAAUGUUAUGCCUGGGACGUCGUCAAUGAAGCUUUCAACGAAGACGGGACCUGGAGACGUAGCGUUUUUUACAACAUUAUCGGCCCCGAAUUCAUUCCCAUUGCUUUUCAGACAGCUGCGCUGUACGAUCCCGAUGCCAAGCUCUACUACAACGACUACAAUAUUGAAUCGGCCGGAUCCAAGGUCACCUCAACACUGAGCCUGGUCAGGAGUCUCAAAGCCCGCGGCAUCAAGAUUGAUGGGGUGGGGAUGCAAGCCCAUUUCAUCGUCGGCUCGACUCCCAGUCUGUCGGCGCAGACCUCCAAUCUCAGGAGCUUCACAGCUCUGGGUGUUGAGGUUGCCUAUUCCGAGCUCGACGUGCGAUUCACUUCAUUGCCGCCAACUACCACUGGCCUGGCCCAGCAAUCAACAGACUACGUCAACACCGUCUCGGCCUGUCUGGCCACCGUAGGCUGUGUCGGAAUCACCCUCUGGGACUUUACCGACAAGUAUUCGUGGAUUCCGGCCACCUUCUCGGGUCAGGGACAGGCUUGCUUGUGGUAUGCGGACUUCACGAAACAUCCUGCGUAUAAUGCCGUGGUGAGCGUCUUGGGCGGCACGGCUAGCUCGACAGCGGCGGCUACCAAGAUGUCGACAGCGACAUCGGCUCCAGCGUCGACGGCGACCUCGGGAAUCAUUCCGAAGCCAAGUGCCGCACCACCUAUUAUCCAACAACAUGCUUGCUUUCUCAACUAUGCUGCCGACACGGCCAAGGAUCUGCGUGGAACAUGUUCUUCCCCGGGUCGACUCGGCGACGAUCUCGAAGAAAACUUGAAAAUUUGUCAAAGCGGUCAGGUCGCAUGGAGUGGGUUGUUGGUUGAGUUUACCCCGGACUUCAGUCACCAUGGGCCAGCAACCAUCGAUCCCCACGGAUCUCUCGCGAGAACUCCAAGUGAUAGGCGCGGGAUUCUCCAGGACGGGGACCGUUUCGUUCGCCAUGGCGCUGGAGAGACUCCUCAGCGGCCCCGUGUGCCACAGCGGGACCGCCAUCCUCCUCCGAGAAGAAGCGUACGUGCAGAAGUGGAUUGCCAUCCAGCAGAAGGGGGCCGCCGAGGAGGUGGUGGAGCGGAACCUGCGGGAUCUGACCGCCGGCUACGUGGGCACGACGGAUACGCCGGCCAUCCAGUUCACGGAGGAGCUGACGCGCCUCUACCCGGAUGCCGUCGUGAUCUGCUCGACGAGGGACCAGGACAGCUGGUGGCGGAGCGCGCAGGCGCUGAUGCAGAACACCGGGCUGUGGUGGCUGGAUCUCGUGUUCUGGCCGGUGCCCACGCUGAGGCUGGAGAAGGUGUACCAAACGAGCAGAGACAACAUGAACGGUCCUCCUUAUAUUCGUCGGGUGGUGCCGCCGGAACGGCUGUUUUUCUUCAACGUCAAGGACGGAUGGGAGCCGCUUUGCAAAAUCUUGAACUGUCCGGUACCAGACGAGCCGUUCCCGAGAGCAAACGAUGCGAAGGCCAUGCAGGAGUUUUUCGAGAAGAUGCUGAAAGCCGCGCUGGUGAAAUGGAUGCAGAUUUCUGUUAUCUCGGGGGCGUGCAUCGCGAUGGUUUUCUGGGCUUGGAUAAUUCUGAAAGAGAUGAAGAUACCAAGGUUUUCAGUUCAAGAAAUGGAUCAGUCGAUUGUAGCCUGAAUAUCGGCCCAGCGGGAUACGGUCCUCUGUCCUGGAUCGCCCAAGCCGACCGACCGGGUGCUUCCAAUUUUGACAGGAGAAUGUUGGUUAUGAAUUCUGGUAUCAAUUGCGCAAAGAUUCAGACUUAA
Molecule: messenger RNA, 2208 nt
Organism: Drepanopeziza brunnea f. sp. 'multigermtubi' MB_m1
Lineage: Eukaryota; Fungi; Ascomycota; Leotiomycetes; Helotiales; Drepanopezizaceae
Source: RefSeq, a predicted model, not a curated record